Messenger RNA from Gastrolobium bilobum, 991 nucleotides. RefSeq lists its product as uncharacterized. NCBI's taxonomy places the organism in Eukaryota, Viridiplantae, Streptophyta, Magnoliopsida, Fabales, Fabaceae. The coding region runs from base 114 to 806 and encodes 230 amino acids. The transcript has 5 exons. The record is from RefSeq and is a predicted model, not a curated record. Gene Ontology annotation, molecular function: S100 protein binding; ubiquitin protein ligase binding; tubulin binding.
GCCCCUGUAGGCUGUAAUGUAAAGCUUCCUCUAGCAUAUUCCAAACGCCAUAUAAAACAUAGUUGAAGAGCAAAUUUUCCUCUUAUCGUCGCUUCGAUUUCAUUUGGUGAAAAAUGGCGGAAGAAUUGGCUUUGGAUUUGGAAGAGCUUCGUCACUUGCACGGAAUCGCGAAAAGACCUCGAACACUCUCUCUCCUCACCUCUGAGAUUCGCAACUUGGAGAAGUUAUCAACAGAGGCAUCCUCUGCACGAGCGUCACAGAUUCCAGCACCAAUUUCAACUGGAACUAGGGUGUCACCUGCACCUGCACCUGCACGGAAUUAUUCUACACUUGCAUCUUUCAGUUGGGAUCAGGAUAACGACAAAGUAAAGAUAUACGUGUCUCUAGAGGGAGUUGAUGAAAAUAAAAUUGAAUCUGAGUUUAAACCAAUGUCGUUUGAUGUUAAGUUCCAUGAUAUUCAAGGGAAGAACUACCGAUGUGCAAUACCAAAAUUGCACAAGGAGAUAGUGCCAGAGAAAUGUAAGGUUAUGAUCAAGCCUACAAGGGCGAUCAUCACAUUGGUCAAGGCUUCCAAAGGAAACUGGCUAGAUUUGCACUUCAAAGAAGACAAGGUAGUGAAAUUCUGUUUGUUGAUGUUACAGCUGAAGCCAAAUUUGGAUAAAGAGAAAGACCCGAUGGCAGGAAUCAUGGACCUAAUGAAGAAUAUGUAUGAUGAUGGAGAUGAGGAGAUGAAGAAAACAAUUGCGAAAGCAUGGACUGAUGCUAGAUCUGGGAAAACAGCUGACCCUUUAGGUAGCUAUCGUUGAGCGAAGAACAGUGGUUCUGAUGUUCAAUUUCUGUUUUGUAGAGAAUGGUUUAUUCCAUUGGAUUGCAUGAUUUCAUGGUUUAAAAUGAAAACUUGGCCUAUGUUCAUGGCACUUGUGGAAGAGGGGUGCAGUUAUUGUUGCUAAAGUGUUUUACUUCGUCAUAGAAUGGGGUGAUUUUUGCUUGA